AUGGAGGGGGACGUUAUCGACAAGCUGGAGGACAUGGCAUCGGUGUACGACUUCGAUCCGAUCACCGGCAACAUCCCCGCCACCAAAGUAGAAAUCACCGUCUCCUGCAGAAAACUGCUGGAUAAAGACACAUUUUCCAAGUCAGAUCCAUUAUGCGUGCUCUAUACUCAAGGUGUGGAAACCAAACAGUGGAGAGAGUUUGGCAGAACGGAGACGAUCGACAACACUCUAAAUCCAGACUUUGUCAGAAAGUACAUCCUGGACUACUUUUUCGAGGAGAAGCAGAACCUUCGCUUUGACUUGUAUGACAUGGACUCCAAAAGUCCAGACCUCUCCAAACACGUGAUAAUUGAAUUAGUCGACUUUUUGGGUCAACUGUUCUGUACUCUCGGGGAGAUUGUUGGAUCACCGGCCAGUCGACUAGAGAAACCACUGGGAGGGAUACAAGGGAAGAAAUGUGGCUCCAUCAUCCUGUCUGCAGAGGAGCUGAGCAAUUGUCGAGAUAGCGGCACUAUGCAGUUCUGUGCCAACAAGCUGGACAAGAAGGAUUUCUUUGGCAAGUCAGACCCCUUCAUGGUCUUUUACAGAAGCAACGAGGAUGGAACGUUUACGAUCUGCCAUAAGACAGAGGUGGUGAAGAACACAUUAAAUCCAGUGUGGCAGCCUUUCACUAUCCCGGUACGAGCCCUCUGCAAUGGAGACUAUGACAGAACAAUCAAGGUGGAGGUGUAUGACUGGGAUCGGGAUGGCAGCCAUGACUUCAUCGGGGAUUACACGACCAGCUACCGAGAGCUAGCUCGAGGGCAGAGCCAGUUCAAUGUGUACGAGGUAAUAAAUACCAAGAAGAAAAUGAAGAAAAAGAAAUAUGCCAACUCUGGAACAGUGACCCUGCUCUCGUUCUCUGUGGAGUCCGAGUUUACAUUCUUAGAUUACAUUAAAGGAGGGACGCAGAUCAAUUUCACUGUGGCCAUCGAUUUCACAGCAUCUAAUGGUAACCCCUCUCAGUCUACAUCACUGCAUUACAUGAACCCAUACCAGCUGAACGCCUACGCCAUGGCCUUGAAGGCUGUCGGGGAGAUCAUCCAGGACUACGACAGCGACAAGAUGUUCCCCGCUCUGGGAUUUGGAGCCAAACUGCCCCCUGAUGGACGGGUGUCCCACGAGUUCCCCCUGAACGGAAACAUGGAAAAUCCCUACUGCAAUGGUAUCGAAGGCAUCUUAGAGGCGUACCACCAGAGUUUAAAGACAGUGCAGCUCUACGGGCCCACGAACUUUGCUCCUGUGGUGAACCAUGUGGCCGGGUAUGCGGCAGCAGUGCAGGACGGCUCUCAAUACCAUGUGCUCCUCAUCAUCACAGACGGUGUCAUCUCCGACAUGGCUCAGACCAAAGAGGCCAUUGUGAAUGCUGCCAAGCUUCCCAUGUCCAUCAUCAUAGUUGGAGUGGGUCAGGCUGAGUUUGAUGCUAUGGUGGAGCUGGAUGGUGAUGACAUCAGGAUCUCGUCCCGAGGGAAACCGGCAGAAAGAGACAUUGUUCAGUUUGUUCCCUUCAGGGAUUAUAUGGACCGGACAGGUAACCAUGUGUUAAGCAUGGCGCGGCUCGCCAAAGACGUGCUAGCAGAGAUCCCCGACCAGUUUAUCUCCUACAUGAAGAGCAGAGGGAUCAAACCCAACCCGGCACCGCCCCCGUACACACCACCUGGACACACACACCACCACACACAGAUAUAA
Molecule: messenger RNA, 1728 nt
Organism: Limanda limanda (common dab)
Lineage: Eukaryota; Metazoa; Chordata; Actinopteri; Pleuronectiformes; Pleuronectidae
Gene: cpne5b
Product: copine Vb
Exons: 21
Coding region: 1-1728 (575 amino acids)
Biological process (GO): cellular response to calcium ion
Cellular component (GO): plasma membrane
Molecular function (GO): calcium-dependent phospholipid binding
Source: RefSeq, a predicted model, not a curated record